Messenger RNA from Tilletiopsis washingtonensis, 2630 nucleotides. RefSeq names its product zincin. Gene Ontology annotation, biological process: protein processing. Bases 1 to 2538 code for a protein of 845 amino acids. NCBI's taxonomy places the organism in Eukaryota, Fungi, Basidiomycota, Exobasidiomycetes, Entylomatales. The record is from RefSeq and is a predicted model, not a curated record. Gene Ontology annotation, cellular component: plasma membrane. Gene Ontology annotation, molecular function: metalloendopeptidase activity. The transcript has 7 exons.
AUGCCUGCCGCCGCCGACGAGCGCGCCCCGCUGCUGGGCCAGCGCAGUGCCGACGAGCCCGCCGAGGCGCCGCGCGGCUUCGUCGCCCGCACGCGCGCCCACCUCGCGCGCACCUUUGCGCCGCUGGCGUCGCCGCAGACGCUGCGCCCGCUCGAGCGCUUCCUGCUCUUCCUCGUGCUCGCGCUGCUGCUCACCGCCGCCGUGCUGGGCGGCCUCUUUGCCGGCGCGCGCGCCCACCACCCGCCGCACCCGCACCGGCACCCGCCGCAUGGCCCGCCGCACCCGCCGCACCCGCCCCACGGCCCGCCGCCGCCGCCGCAUGGCCCGCACCCGCACGGCCCGCCGUGCACAACGGCCGACUGCGUGCGCACUGCCGCCGACCUGCUGCGUGCCAUCGACACGACUGCCGACCCGUGCGACGACUUCUACCAGUACGCCACCGGCGGCUGGCGCGAGGCGCACCCCAUCCCCGCCGACGCCGCGCUGUACGGCAUGGCGCAGGACAUCACCAAGACGAACGCGGCCGUCAUCCAGCGCCUGCUCAACGAGGCGCCUGAUGCUAAGGUGAACACCGCGGACGACAGUGAGAAGGCCAUCGACGCACGCAACAUCGCCAAGCUGCGCGACUACUACACCAGCUGCACCGACCGCGCGGCCCAGGACGCCGCCGGCGCCAAGCCGCUGCUCGACGUUGUCUCGCACCUGCGUGCGCUGUACCGCACUGGCGCCGCCGAGCGCGAGCCGGUGCAGCACAGCCCGGUGCCUGGCAGCGAGCCGGCGCCGCUGCCGCCGCAGGCGGGCCGUCAGCAGGGCCUGACGGAGGCGCUCGCCUGGGCACACGCGCGUGGCAUGAUGGCGUUCUUCAGCUGGACGAUCCAGGGCGAGCCCGUCAAGGACCCGACGUUCGCCACGCCGUGGCUCCAGCCUGACGGUCUCGGCCUGCCGAACAAGGACUACUACACGGACAAGGACGAGACGGACUUCUACCGCACGGUCGUGGCCGAUGCCCUCGUGGCCCUGGCUGCCGCCGAGCAGGACAGCCUCAGUGCGGAGAAGAAGCAGCGCAAGCCCGAGUCGGAAAAGAAGAUCCGCGCGCGCGCCGACGCCGUCGUCGAGCUCGAGAUCGCCCUUGCCGCCAUCACGCCCGAGAACGAGGACCUCGAGGACCCGCUGGGCACAUACAACCCGACGUCGUUCGCCGAGCUCUCGCGCAAUCUCUCCUCGCUCGAGGUGGCCACGUACUUCCACGACCUCGGCGCGGCACGCCCGGAGUCGAUCAACGUGCUCUCGCCGCGCUUCGUGCGCCGCCUCGACAGCCUCAUCAGCCGCACGCCCGACGACGUGCUCGAGGCGUACCUUGUGUGGACGGCGAUGCGCACGCUCGGCCUGGCGCUGGGCCCCAAUGUGCCGCUGCGGCGCCCGCUCGACGCUCUCGACCGGCGCAGCAAGGGCAUCGGCGCCGACGCGACCGAGGACCGCGCCACGUUCUGCCAGAACUCGCUCAACGACGUGCUCGGCUUCCUCACGGGCCGCUUCUUUGUCGCCGACAGCUUCCCGCCGCAGAGCAAGGAGAAGGCCGAGCUCAUCAUCCACAACAUCAUCCGCGCCUUCAAGAGCCGCCUGCCCGAGCUCGCCUGGCUCGACGACGCGACGCGCGCACGCGCCGAGCGCAAGGCCGAUGCUAUCCGCAUCAAGGUCGGCUGGCCCGAGAGCCCGCAGACGAAGGACGCCGGCGCCAUGGAGCGCUUCUACGCCGACUUCGACGUCAAGCCCAAGGACUUCUUCGGCAACGUCGCGCGCAGCCUCGCCCGCGGUGUCCGCCACGACUGGGCCGCCGCGGGCAAGACGCUCGACGCCAAGGCCUGGGAGAUGAUCCCUUCCGAGGUCAACGCGUACUACACGCCGCUCGCCAACGAGAUCGUCUUCCCCGCCGGCAUCCUGCAGCCGGCGUACUUCUCGUACCGCUGGACCGACGCGCUGCAGUACGGCGCAUUUGGCUCAGUCGCCGGACACGAGACAUCGCACGCGUUUGACCCAUCAGGACGCCUCUACGAUGAGGACGGAAGGCUCAAGAACUGGUGGAGUGACGAGACUGCCGCCCGCUUCGACGAACGCAAGAACUGCAUCAUCGACUGGUACGGCAAGCAAACCAUCCCCGAUGGCAAGGGCGGCGAGCUGCACCUGCGCUCCAAGUACACGAUCGGCGAGGACAUCGGCGACCUCGGCGGCCUGGCCGCCAGCUGGCGCGCAUGGCAGGAGAGCCUCAAGACGCCGGGCGCCGCCGAGCGCAACCCGGCGCUGCCGGGCCUCGAGCACCUGUCCAACGAGCAGCUCUUCUACCUCGCCUACGCGGUCGGAUGGGCCCGCAACCUGCGCCAAUCUGAGGCCAUCCUGCGCUGGCGCACCGACCCGCACUCGCCAACCAAAUUCCGCGUCAACGCCGCUCUCGCCAACAUCAAGGAGUUCGGCGCCGCCUGGGGCUGCAAGGCCGGCCGCGACAAGAUGUCGCGCGGCAAUGAGUCCUGCAUCAUCUGGUAGACGUGCGACCGCAGCAUCUGCGCUGUUGCUGAACCACGCUUCGAGGCGCCUCGAAGCGCCUCGAGCAGCAAUUGAGAACUUAUCGAAGCAUG